AACGAGAGAGAGAGGGGGAGAGAGAGAAAGAGAGAGUGGGCUGGAAGUCUGCAUAGGCCUGAGUUGGCUGUUAAUCUGUCUUAGUUGCACAAAAUUAUCUCAGCUGGAUUGGUGCUGAGUUGAGGAGGGCCUCCAAUAUCCUUUCUUCUGAGUUGCAUCAGCUUAUAUUUGAUGUUGUCAUUCAGCAUCGUAACUGUGGAAUAAUUCUUCUUUUGCCACUAAUGGAACAUUUUGAAAUAUCAUUUCUGGACCUUGGUAACCUUUCUCCUGAUGAAGAAAGCCAGUUGAUAGGAAUCUUAUAUGAACCAAAGGACAAUUAUCCUAUUGAGUUUCCAUGGACUGAACCUAACUGUGGUGACCAAGGUGGUCAAGGAGAUGGGAGUCAGGGGGCAGAGAGGGGCCACGGCCCCGUCCAGUAUCAAAAUGACCACGGUCACUUUGCUGCUACCCUUGGGAUUACAUUUGGGGACGUAGGUGAUGAACUGUUCACAGCGUCUGGCUACAGUCCCCUACCAGUACAGACAGACCAGUAUUCCAGUGCCAAUUUGUAUACUAACCAGCGGGAUGACAGCGUGCAAUCAGAUGACGGUGGAAAAGGGGGCGCCAAGGAGCGCAGAAAUAAAAAGAAACGUCCGCCUGGAUAUUAUGAACUCAUUGACCAGAAACAGAAAGGGCAGCAGGUGGCAGGUGUGCCGGGAAGUCACACGGGACAAAACCCCACGGGACAACAUGUGGACCAUCUGGGACAAGUGGCGUCCCAGUUUGUUGGAAUGCACAGAGAAGGCCAGUGCCCUCCUGGGCCUGUCUCUUUGGCCAAAACUAGUGGCUCCACCUACAGGUUGGGUAGUGGUGGGCAAACUGGUGCCUACAUGGACACCAAACCACCAGGUGGUCAAGAAAAUUAUGGUGCCUACAUGAAUGUUGAACCCCCAGAGGUUGUAAUGAGUGUAAAACACAGUGCACCCCAUGUGGGCAGUGAACCCGGUAACAGCAUUCAGAACUCUACAUCUCACAGCAAUGCAAUGAAGACAAGUGUUCACAGUCCAAGUAUUCCCCAACAGGGAAGUGAUAUGAAUGAAGCUAGUCAAGCAAUAGAGGGACAGCUGACACCAGGCCCUGGUCAGACUGUUACCUCACUAUCCAGUGUAUUAGAUAGGAAAAAUAUGAGCAAAGACUCCGUGAUCAAUACAGAUUCAAGAGGGUUAGAGAAUAGGACAGGUAGUGAGGGAAUUCACAGUGGGAAAGUUGUUGUGGAGGGGAACAAUGUGAAACCCCAUGUUGUGGAUGAGGAAGGGAACUUCAUGAAUGAAAACCAGGAGAUAAAUGUUUCCAAAAGUAGUGAUGGAACAUGUGAGCCUCGCAGUGAUGGCAUUCUUAGUGACACGACAGCUGUGAGCACAGAUGACCACAAGUUAGACUCUAAUGAUGUAAAUAACACACAGGCUUCCCAGGAUGCUUCAGAAAUUACCCAGAAUGCAGCAGCUAGUCAAGAUGGCCAGCCACCAGAGGGUGGGAACGGUGCGGCACAAAAGCCAACAAGUUGGGCAUCCCUAUUCCGCGGUGGCUCAUCACAGCAGAGUGUGACUUAUGUUGUAAACAGCGAGGAGCAGCAAGGAGAGAAAGCCAAGUCUCCGUCUCCAGCAAAACCAGAGGAGCCACUGCCUGAGCCUGUCACUGUCAGUGCAUCUGAGGAUAAGAAAGCCAAGAAAGUGGGAGAGUUGUUACUGGGCGCAGUGGUCAGUCACCGUCCAGCUCCGCUACAGCCACGAGGACUGGUCAACAGGGGCAACUGGUGUUAUAUUAAUGCUACUCUUCAAGCUUUGAUGGCGUGUCCUCCAUUUUAUAAUUUGCUCAAACAAAUGCCUGCCUUUUUCUCAGCCAGGAACAGAGGCCCUAGCUCUACCCCAAUACUGGACAGCUUUGUGGAGCUGGCCAAUGAGUUUGUUCCAUAUCAGUACCCUAAAGGAAAGAAGAACAAAGGAGUUCAGGACAUCAACCCUGGGAAGCCUUUUGAACCCGUCAACGUGUACAAGAUGUUACAACUGAUCAAAUCCAAUAACUUCAUGCAUGGAAAACAAGAAGACGCGGAGGAGUUCUUGAGUUGUGUGUUAAAUGGUCUACACGAUGAGAUGUUGGCAGCUAUCAAUGAAGUAGAUGGAAGGAAUAUUGAUGCAGAUCCAGAGAAGUCAAUGAAUGGAGAUACGCAGGUGAUGGACGGCGAGGCAGCAGAGGGAGAGGAGGAGGGGGAAGAUGAGUGGGAACAAGUUGGGCGCAGAAACAAGAGUGUAGUAACACGAAUGUCCAAGUUUGCCCACUCCCCCAUCACGGAGAUAUUUGGAGGCUCCAUCAGGUCUGCCCUGUACCAGCAUGGAUCUAAAGAAUCCGCCACUCUGGAAUCCUUUCUUACUCUCCAGCUAGAUAUACAGAAUGAGAAGGUACAGAGUGUGAAAGAAGCCAUAGCUUCACUGGCCACCAAGGAGUCAUUGCAGGGGUUUACCUGCUCCAAAACCAAGAUGGAGGUGGAGGCCAGUCGUCGGACCACGCUGGAAGAGCUUCCCCCUGUGCUGGUCCUGCACCUCAAAUGUUUUGUUUACGACAAAAAUGGAGGCUCCCAGAAAGUUGUCAAACAUGUGGAAUAUGGAGUGGAUCUGGAAGUUAGCAGAGACCUGCUGUCCCCCAAUGUGAGGUCCAAGCUGCCCACAGGACAGAGGACGUACAAGCUGUUUGCUGUUGUGUACCAUCACGGUAAGAACGCCACUGGCGGUCACUAUACCACAGACAUCUACCACAACGGUAUCAACGGCUGGAUGCGCAUUGAUGACAGCACUGUUAAAGUCGUGACUGUCCCGCAGUUAAUGAAAUAUUCCCCGCCUAGAGUGCCAUAUCUUCUCUACUACAGAAGAUGCGAUUUGAUUUAAGUCCAGUGAUAUCACAGACCAGGUGGUCCUAUGAGUUAUCAGUGACAUAACAUUUUCAUCAAAGCCUUGGUGUUAGUGUUAAGGUUUUGUAAAAAGAUUAAGUUAUGUAAAUAGGUCAAAUUUUGAUAAAACUUGUUUAGUUGGUAAUUUUUUCUCACAGGCCAUAUCAAAAUGUGAGUUAUUGUUGAUUUGGUUCAGUCACAUUGAGUAAUCAUACACAUAUACAUUGAUAAGUACCAGAUUGCUUGUAGUUAGCUUUUAUGACUGUUCUCAUUAAGAUGGGGUAAAUAGUGUGAAUCUGUCUUAAGUGCUGGUCUUGUAAUUAACUUGAACUGGUCUGCCUUAGGUUGAAAGUCCAUGUUCAGUGACACUUACUUUAGAUUGUGAAUUUGUUGGGAUUUAUGAUUUUUGAAAAUAAUGUUUUUGAUUACAAAAAUUAUAUUUUGUCAUUUUGAACAUAUUUUGGUCACUGCAGUAUGCUGCUACUAUAACUGUACAUAUUUGACAUGGUAGAAGCAGCUAAUAAAACAUUUUUUAUGUUCAAUGAUGCUGUAAUAUAUAUCACAUGGAACUGAACUUGCACAAGGAAGCGUCUGGAGUUUUAUGCCCAGUGUUUAAAUGAAGACUGUCCUGGGUGCAGCUCUUGCUGAAAAGGAGGUCAGAAAAGGAGGCCAAAACUGAGGCACGGUGUUAAUUGCAUAGAAGUUUCACUGGUACAUGGGGGGCUUUAGUAUUAGUUCUAGUUGCUAAGUUCUAGCUUAGUUUUAGAAAAGGUCCUCUCUUUAGGUAGGUGUUAAAGUUACACCUGACCUGUCAUAGAAAUGAAAGUUGAUAGAGUACAAUCACUUUAUUUAUGUCUAGGGCAUAGGAAAAUAGAAAUGUUGAUUGAAAUCGUGAGAGGCCUGUCAGCGCCAAGCCAAGGGUGAUAUUGCAAUAAACAACUUGUGUUAUUAAAAGUGUAUAAAUGUAAAUAGGUCUUUGUCUUUUAUGACAGUUACUAUGAGAGACUGGAGUCCUCAUUUGAUAACUGCUACUGUUGGAGACAAGAAAUGCAAUCUAAAAAGGUUUCACUUCAUUUAGAGAAAGACUGUAAUAAUUAUUGUUGUUAAUGAUAGGAUUAGAUUAAAUUGAAGUCCAAGAGAAAGGCAUAUGUGUGUAAAAGGAUGAAGUUUGUAAUUUAAAGGUUAUUAGGGAGUAAAAGAUGUAUGCACCAAGUUUUCUAAAAUAUCUGGAUCAUAGUUUGAUUUGAUAUUAAAAAGCUUGACAUAUCUACACACAUAUGUACUAGGAGAAUUUGUGGUUGUGUUCAACAGAGAGGAAAGUGUUGAGCAAAUUUGAACAUUUUCAGUCCAAACUCAUGAAGUAAAGAGAACUGGAAACUGUCAUCAAGGUGCAGGACAGUGGAUAUCUAAGGCACUAAUAUCCUCAUUUUUACAAGUGGUCUACUAGUAUACAUCACAGUGACACAGUGUCAAGGAUUGAUUUUAUUUUGUAUUAGAUUUCAAAAACUCAACUACGCUUAUAAUCACAAUAUAGAGAUGCAGUUGUUAAUAUAUGCUGGAUACACUGGACAGCUUCACGCAUUAAGACUUUGUUCAGAGCUGGCAAAGCCAUGCUGUAAUAAUGUAAUUAAUCUUUGUUACUGAUCUGCUAGUAUUUUUUAUGAAUGCAACAUUGCAUGAUGGUAUAUGCAGUGUGUUGAAGUGGAAAACUUUAGUUUGGACAUGAAAAAAGUUGGUAUGUUAUGAAUUCAUUGCAAUGCUGCAGAUAGGUGGCAUACUUACAGAAGUGUACAAGACAAAACAGUUCCAAAGUUAGAAUGUACAAAUUGACAACUGAACCAAUUCACAGGGCAAAUCAUUGUCUGACAUUAGUGGGGGGUCUCUGUGUCAUCUUGGUCACUUGGUGGUGUGUUUUGGGGUCCAAACUAGACUUAGUCUGAACAGCCACUGUGUACUCAAGUAAGGGGCACCUGCUGUGAAAGUUGUAUGAGAAGUGCACUCUUUUUUUAACUACCAAGGCAUUGUGAUUGUGAUUUAGAUAACAUAUAUAUGCUUAUUAAUAUGCAUCUUAAGGAUUUGGCCAAGUCAUGAUUCAAUUAUUAGUAUUAUUAUUUUGAUCCAUUAGUAGGUCUCUUGGUUAGACUUAGUGAGAUCAUAGCAGCAGUCACAGUGGUAGAGAGGCAGUUCACAGGCUAAAGCUAUCUCAUUCAUUCAAGUAGGUCAUUUUCCAGCCUCCCUGAUAUUUGGUAGUAAUUCCCUGACCACGUGGUGGUUUGAUAGUGGAACUUUGAUUUACUCAACAAGUUGGAACUUCUUGAUGUUACAGUACUGUAAUUGAUAUCCCUCCCUUAAACCUUAUCCCAAUUCACAUCUAUGCAGAGGUUGUGUGGAGGGAAGCACUGGUUGUAGUCUGUAUAAAAGGACCAGGGACAGUUCAGACACUGCCUAACUUGAAACCGGAAGUAGUCUGCCAUUGAACAGUUAAUGUUUUUGAAAGAAUGAUGGGCAGAUUUAUUAUUAUUUAAUUAGGGAUGGAGGGAACCAACAAAUUUAAUAAGAGCACUAGCGUGGCUUGGUGAUUUUGUGGAAUUUUUACCAAGGGAUCUGUUUAUUUAGCAUUUCUCUGUAAAGAUGAUAGACAUUUUCUAGCAUUUAGUGACUGUCGGAAAUACUUGUAUAAAUGCAGUGAUCUAACAGGGGUUACGUGACCGUUUUUAAGCCCAUGAAGAGGGGGGGGGGGGGUACACGAACAUCUUAUAAUUAAUACUUGUAAAAUAUGCGAAGGUGGAAACGAAUAUUAUAAUGAUGUAAAUUGUUGAAGCGUAAAAUGGCCUUACGAAGUUUUAAGGCACAAAAUUCGUAAAUCAGCGGUCAGCAACGGAAUAAACUCGAUUCUUUUGUGCGAUUACCUAUAGACAUUACGCAUUCUUGAAAGGAGUGGAUUUAACAAGAAAGUUGUUAUAUAUAAGUAGAGAUAUAUAUUGUUUAACUGAAGAAUUGUGAACUUGUAAAUUGAUACUGCCGGGCAUAAAUGAAUAUGGCCAGGCUUAAAUGAGCAGCAAGGGCACUUAAAUGCCAUUUAUACACGCAUAAAUCUAUAUAACUGAGCGCCUGCUGUAUGUUACCCAGCACACGUUGGAAAUAAAU
Lingula anatina is the source of this 6067-nucleotide messenger RNA. RefSeq names its product ubiquitin carboxyl-terminal hydrolase 10. Lineage: Eukaryota; Metazoa; Brachiopoda; Lingulata; Lingulida; Lingulidae. Gene Ontology annotation, cellular component: nucleus; cytosol. The record is from RefSeq and is a predicted model, not a curated record. Gene Ontology annotation, molecular function: cysteine-type deubiquitinase activity. Gene Ontology annotation, biological process: DNA damage response, signal transduction by p53 class mediator; regulation of autophagy; protein deubiquitination.